Messenger RNA from Lagopus muta (rock ptarmigan), 1397 nucleotides. RefSeq names its product dual oxidase maturation factor 1 (gene DUOXA1). The record is from RefSeq and is a predicted model, not a curated record. Gene Ontology annotation, cellular component: endoplasmic reticulum membrane. Gene Ontology annotation, biological process: protein transport. The coding region runs from base 1 to 981 and encodes 326 amino acids. Lineage: Eukaryota; Metazoa; Chordata; Aves; Galliformes; Phasianidae. The transcript is spliced from 6 exons.
AUGACUCUAUGGGAUGGCUCCUUCCCCUUCUACCCUGGCACCAACGCUUUCUUCCCCUUUGACACCACCUGGGCCAUCAUUGCCUCCGUCUUCCUCUCUGCACUGGUCACUUCCAUCAUCAUCCUGCCAGGCAUCCGGGGCAAAGGGCGGCUCUUCUGGCUCCUGCGGGUGGUGACAAGCCUCUUCAUUGGAGCAGUGGUCCUCACCAUACAGUUCACCAGAGACUGGGAGAGCGGCUGGGUGACAGCCAACACCUCCUACAAAUCCUUCAGCCGUGCCGUGGUGAAUGCGGAUAUUGGGCUGCACAUCGGCCUGGCAGGAGUGAACAUCACACUGGUGGGAAACCCAGUGAAUCAGGUCAACGAGACCAUCAACUACAACGAGCACUUUGCCUGGAGCUUCGAUGCAGACUACGACCACAGCUACAGCGAAGGCCUGGAGAAGGGGCUGCCCAGCCCCAUCCUCUACGUGGCGGAGAAGUUCACCACACACAGCCCCUGCAACGUGCACAGGCAGUACCGCAUCUCCAGCCGCUACGCAUCCAUUACGCUGUGGAUGGCCUUAUGCACCUGGCUCAUUUCUACCCUGCUCUUCUCCAUGACCGUCCUCCUUUAUGGCGGCUACAUGCUCCUGCUCACUGCCGUGCUGAUGCUUUUCUCACUGCUCUUCUUUGUCACGGUGAGGAACAUCCCAAAGUGUCCCAUCCAGUUUGGGCCAGCCUCCCUGAAAACAGAUUACGGCAGAUCUUUUUGGCUGACAUUAACAACAGGGCUGUUCUGCCUGCUGCUGGGGCUGGGUGUGAUUGUUCUCAACUCUGUGCGCCCGCAGAAACUGAAGCUUGUUUUCAACCUGGAUGAGGGAAAGAGAGAAGUAGAUGGGUGGGAAAAGUCCCACCUGCCAGCCGAGUCCAGCUCCUCUGAGCAGGACAUACUGAUGGUGUCCUUGGGUGAGCUCUGUGAGGUGACAGCCACCAACCUGUGAGGCAAAAGCAACAUGGUCUUGGAGAUCUCCUUGAUGUGGAAGCUAAACCAAAAGAAACUGGAGAGAAAUCAAAUAUAUAUAAUAAACACAUAAGUAUGAACCAAAGGAGAAGCAACCCCUACACACUCAGUAGCACACUUACCCCAAAAGGUGCCUCCAGAAGCCCACUCUGCCCAACAAUGCUCUUCCCAACAACAGGUGAAGAAGAAAGCAGAGCUGUGGGCACUAAAGUACCCUGUAUUCAGCACCUGCUCUUGGUCUGGAGUGAAGGAUUCCUGGCAAGGAAUCCCACGUAUUAGCGGGAUGUUGACAAACCUUGGAGAUUUCUUCAAUGUUGGAAGUACCAAACCUUGGAGGCAUCCUAAAUGUUGGAGGCACCAAGUCUUGCAGAAUUCUUGCAUGUCAGAGAUACCAAA